AUGCAACAGCAGCAGCCUGACAUGAAUUCCUCGGCGCUCAGCGCGGCUAAGACGCAGCUGCGCUCCUUAAUGAAGCAGAGGCUGUCUGGCAUUUCGCAGGAGGCCAUCGCAUCUCAAAGUAAUAGGGUCUUCGAUUCAGUAUCCAAGUUUAGGCCGUAUGUCGAGGCGAAAAAAGUCGGAAUUUACCUGUCUAUGCCUGGCGGUGAGGUCCAGACGGACGGCAUUGCCAGGCACGCCAUAGCUUCGGGCAAGCAGGUUUUUGUUCCUUACUUACACAAGUCCAGCCUUCCUCGCGGCGAGGGCCCGGCUAGGCUCAUGGAUAUGGUGAGUCUGAAGAACAUUCAAGACUACGAGUCCCUGCAACGGGACAAAUGGGGGAUUCCAAGUGUCGAUGCUACCACGGUUGACGAACGGCAACGUAGCGUGGGCGAGCUGGAUGGUAAGAGAUCCGAGGAUGUGUCUCUCGACUUGAUCCUCAUGCCUGGAGUGGCUUUCGACGUCGACCCGCAAACGGGAGCUGUACGAAGACUCGGUCAUGGCAAGGGAUUCUACGACUACUUCCUGCAUCGAUAUGCGCUGGCUGUCUCUUCGGUGGGAAAGGCAUCAAAUGACCGUCCAGCUGUAUUGCUAUAUGCACUAGCUCUGAAGGAACAGCUUCUCUCCCCUACUUCGGAAGAGUCUGUCCCUGUUGGACCUCAUGAUCAACCAAUAGAUGGGGUAUUCCUCGGGGAUGGUCAAAUCAAAGAGUCUGCCCGGGGUGGCAGAGACUAA
This is a messenger RNA of Anthostomella pinea, 771 nucleotides long. Lineage: Eukaryota; Fungi; Ascomycota; Sordariomycetes; Xylariales; Xylariaceae. The record is from the annotation of a GenBank genome assembly.